AAUAAGGAACACCGAGCAAGAUGGGCGUAACGUGGCUAUGGGUUAUGGCCGCGUGUGCUCUGGCAAGCGCAAAUGGGGAUCGCGGAGGGUCCUCGUUGCGCGGCGCACUCGAGGCGUUGCAACGACGGCAAAGAGGCAGAGUGCACAGCCCUCUUGUGACUCAAACUGAUUACGACGCAUUAUAUGAAUUCGUGCCACCACAGGGUUACCCAGAACUAGACUAUCCUGUGGAUAUAGAAGACAUCGAAGAGGAACCAAACCCUAAAUAUAUAAUAAAACUUUUAGAAGAUGAAGAAAGAUCACCUGAUACUUAUGAAUACAGGGUAAUUAAAAAGAAAAACUUAAGAUCAGCCUCUGAGAAAUCGAACAGUAAGAAAGAAUCGGCUUUUCGUGAGAGGAGUCAUCAUUCUGAUAAUGAACGUUUGCGGGAUCUUUUUGUAGCAAAGAAUGAAGAAGAAAAAAAAGAAAUUGAUGAUCGGGCACAAAACGAUGCAGAAUACGCUCUCCUAUUAGGACAACUUUGGUCGAAAUACAAAUAUAACAAAGUCCAUUCAAAUAAUUUAGAACAAGCACCACAGGGAGUAGUUAAAUUAUAUAAAGAAAAAGUUGUGAAGAAACGCUACCCAGAUAAUUGGGGACCCAUAGCUUUUAAAAGAAAGCGAAGUUCAGAUUCAGAUAUGGACCAUGAUAUUACACCUGAUUUUAAAGGAAGAAAACAUGGAGAUAUUCUAAAUGAUCCUACUUAUAACGCUUAUGAAGUUGCAGAUGACGAUAAAGAUGAUCUUCGUGAAGAAUAUGCUAUUGCUUUUCAACCUCUCGAUGAUGACACUGUUAAUGGUGAUGAAGAUCAAUAUGUUUACGAUACUGUUGAAAAAAGGUUCCCAGUUACCAAACGUAGUAGUGGGCCUUAUAAUUUUGGCACGCAGAAGAAAAGAUUUGUCUUAAAUCAAGAUAAAAAUGACAAAACUAAGUCGUUUAGGAGCAGUUCUGGGACAGAUCCAAGAAUCAUAAAAGAUUUAUCGAAAAUAUUUGGUGAUCCUGAUACGGAAGUAGUUAAAAACCCUGUCAAAAGGAGUAGUGAUAAUGUUGACAGUUCGCAUGAAAGUAAGCCACCAAAAUUAGCAACAAUUCAUCAUAAUCAUACUCAUGAACAUAGUAACUCUUCAAAGCAUGAUGAGAUAAGUAACGAGCACCAUGAACACAGUAUGCAUCACCCUAGAAUUUCUGGUAAAGAAGAAGAAAUUAUACAUUAUCGUGAUCACAAUGAGCAUGGUGAGAGUCACAAACCAAUUAAUAUCAAGAAAAAGUCCAUUGACUGGUCUGAUUACUUUGGUAUUGAUAAGCGUAACAAAAAUCAUCAAGUGUCGUUUAUAAAUGAUUUGACUCAAGAGAGACUCGGAAAACAAUAUUUUGAUACUUUUAACAAGGAAGUAAUUUACCCACUAAAUGGUUUCCGACAACAUAAUAACGUAAAACGAAAUUUCGUACAACCCAAAAUAAAUGAAGAGUCAGAAAUAAUCAAAGCUCGUGGAGCUUCAUUAGCCGACGACAAACGGAAUACUGCAUCAGAGAACGACGCAAAACUGGACAACAUUGAUAGAAAGUUGAAAACAAUGGAAGGCUUGAUUGUUGAUGAAGCUUUACAUUAUUCAGAGGUGGGCGAGGAGCUAGAUUCUAAGGAAGAACAAGCAAUGAAAGAAAAGCUACUCUCCGAGUUGGCUGCUGCGUAUAGUUUAGAAAAAAUGAGAAAAGCUCUUAAAGAGUUCCAACAGAGUCUCCAAGCACAAAAAGCAGAAUCAUUACACCGCUCUUCUUCACCUAUGCCAAAUGAUGAAGCUAAGUCUAAAAGAGUGGCAGUCAAAAAGGAAAAGGUAGAAAUAAAUGAUAUUCCUAUUUUUGACAAAGCUGUCGAGCGCAAUGAAGAUUUCGAAGAUGAACAGGGCGCGGGACAUUAUUUGAAUGGGAAAGUUGAAGAACAGUUUUCCGAAGGAUACAUGGGUGGAAGUGGAAGACACCGUAGUCCUGUCAUCUCCACAGCUAGAGCUACUGGAUCAUGCCCUGUCUUAGGAAAAAUAAUACAACGAUGCCAAGGAGUUGAUUUUCUUGCUGGAGACCGUGGCCAACUCUUUUUACCCCUCUGCAGCUUGCAUCAAAUCUGCUAUCUCUGUGGUGAAGCUCCUCCGACAACUUGCGAUCUAGUGUUCUUAUCUGAGGCUGACACCGCUUGCGAAGGUGACAUGGGCUGUCAGAGAGCUGCCAGAUCUGCAUUAAUGGCACUGCGUGAACUCCACGACAGUUUGGCUGAUGAGCUCGAUGGUGAAUGUGAGGCCAGUCCAUGUCUUCCAGCCACUUUGAAGCUCAACCUGGGUUGGCAACGAGCACUCCAACGAUAGAUUCAAACACUACAGGGACAGUAUGCGCGAUAUCGAAACCAUAAUUUUAUUGCCAUUUAGAUGUAGGAAAUUUUGGAAUAGUCUAUAUAUUUUUUAUGUUUAAGUAAUCGACAUCCAUUGCUAUGAUAAAUUUCUGUCAUCAUAAGAAAACCAAUUUGGAAUGGUACUAAAAUUAGGUGCGGUUUUCGCGAAUAUAGCCCUAGAAUACAAACCUAUUCGUGUUGCCCCAAGAUGUGCACGGUCUAGUUGUAAACUAGCCAGUGCAUGGUACGAGGGUUAUACUCGUUAGCUGAACAGUACUGGCGAUUACGUUCAAAAUGGAAUAAUAUUUCACCGAUAGUAUAAGUAAAAAAGUGCACGGGUAUUCGUACGAGUCUAACCAGCCAUAGACACGUAUGAAUACAGAGAAUUAUUCACUUUUGUCAACCAUCUCAAUAGGCUUACUGACGUCUUUUGUAUCGCUAAUUGCUACGCUUUCAUUGUUAAAUGUCAUUUGAUAAUAUAUUGUAUUAAACGUUGUACGAACAUUUUGCUAGAUAUUUUUGCUGUUUCAACUUUCAGGUAUAUUAGGACUCGGAACAGGACUAGGUAUUGAUGAUAUUAAUGAAAUGUCUAUUGUUUAUCGAUGUACCGUGAUGGUAAUUUUAUUACUGUUAAGUAUUUUACUUACCUACAUAAGAGUGUCGAUGUAAGUAUUGGAUUUAAUAAUAAAAAUGUGUAAUAAAUGUGUUUUAAAUUUUAAUACAUGAAUAUUAUAAUAUAGUUAAAUAAAUGGGAUAUACCUAUAUCAUGUAAAACGAUUAUAAAAUUCAAAAUAUAAAUUCAUAUUUAAAGUAACUGUAAUCAUUUAUUCGUUAGAAUAUUAAUGUCUAUAUUUUCUUAUUCUUUUAAGAUAUUAAAUAAGAAUGAGAUUUAAAAAAAAACAUGAAGCGUUUGAUCGGGUCUGAUUUCUGAGACUGUUGUUUGGUCCACACAAAACAAAUCAUGCCUUUUAUCUAGAACAAAUGCGACUUAGCACUAGUUCUGCACUUUAGACUUUACUAGACAAUAAAAUAGGUACUGUUUUGUUUACACUCGACCACUGUUCUGGUCGCGCGGUGUACCUUUUAUAAGAGCACAAAAUUGCUCUCGUGUCUUCCGGACCAUUGUCUCACAGUUUCGUGAAUUGGAUUCUAUGACAUCUCCCCAAUCGAAAGUUUACAAUAUCGUUUAAUCUCUAUAUUUAUCUUUAAUAUUAGAGAUCUUGAAAGAUUGUAGUAUAAAUUUAAAUGGAUGUAAUUUAUUAUCAAUGCUACGUCGGCGUUAUUGCCAAUCAUUUUAACAACAUGAAUGUUAUCACUUUAUUCGUAAAAUGUUCAAGUAUUAACACACGAAUAUAAAUGGUUUUCAAUA
Messenger RNA from Diatraea saccharalis (sugarcane borer), 3785 nucleotides. NCBI's taxonomy places the organism in Eukaryota, Metazoa, Arthropoda, Insecta, Lepidoptera, Crambidae. The record is from the annotation of a GenBank genome assembly.